UAAUAAAUGGGCUCGGAUUGAGAAGGAUUAAUCCUUAUGGAAGAGGUUUUCGAUACCCAAUCCUUAUCGACGUGGCAUUUGAGACAAACCACAACGCUGUAUAAUCUCGUGUUUUUUUGUGGUCAAAAAAUCAUCUCGGUGAAGGAAAAACAAAAGCUCAACGGCGAUUCCGAUCCUCGGCGAAGAUCUGGUUUAGUCAUCAUGGGACAAGAUUAUUCAUACACGCAGCCUUCUUCAUCAGACGAGCUUGACUUGACGUAUCUUCUUGAAUCAGAAGCUCAAAUUUACAAGGAUGAAGCUGAGAGUAGUUUGUACAUUGCAGAGUCGUUUCAGUACACACCUUCACCCGAGGCUGACGAUGGAAUACCGACGACUUGCUACUGUGGUUCUGAGCCGGAAAUUGCCACAUCUCACACGCAUAAAGAUCCAGGGAGAAGGUACUACACCUGCCCCAAUGUGGAUGAUGGGGAAUGCCACAUUUGGAAAUGGUGGGACGUAGCUGUUACGGAGGAGAUGACUGAGGUUAAGAGACAAAUGAGGCUGCUUAAGGAUCAAGCUUUUCAGUGUGAUCAGAAUGUGGUUAAGCUACAGAAGACAGUUUGUGAGCUACAGAAGACCGUCUGCGAGCAAAAGAAGAGCGUAUGGGAGGUCAAGAAGCCCUAUAUGAGGAUAAUGGUCUCAGUCCUGACCGUUCUUUUAGGUUUCGCGGUCAUGUAUAUGUCUGGAAUAAGUUCGAAGACGUAA
Molecule: messenger RNA, 744 nt
Organism: Brassica rapa (field mustard)
Lineage: Eukaryota; Viridiplantae; Streptophyta; Magnoliopsida; Brassicales; Brassicaceae
Molecular function (GO): zinc ion binding
Source: RefSeq, a predicted model, not a curated record